AUCUAAGGUUUUGAUGACAGAUGAAGACGACGACAAGUUAUCACAAACCCUCAAACGCCUCCACGAUAUUCUAAAAGCCAACCCAUACCUCGAAUCAAUCUCCAUAAUUGAAAACCCUGAGCCCCUUACUCUAGAAUCUCUUCACCUAGCAAUAUCAAAAAAAGCUUUCAAAAAUCUCGGUUUAUUCGCAAGUCAGAAGUUUGUGAGUAUCUGUAAAGUAGACGAAUCUUUUAGUAAGGAUUCUCCGCUGGAAGAAUUGUCUACAGUGCUCGUUAUACUGAACCCUGAUGACAGUAAGCAUUGGAACUUUCGCAAGAAACUCUUCCGACAACACUACAUAAAUAACAAGAAGAAACUGUCAGCUGAGCUACUGUUGUCAGCUUGUUCCUUGAAACUUAAACCCAAAUCAGCUGAGCCUUUCAACCAUUGUCGCUGGCUCCUAGCCAAUAAUGGGGACGUGGUUGAUGAACAAACAAUUGUCAGUCAACUGAAGGUUUGUGAACAUUCUGCGGAAUCGUACAAACAAAACUACUACAGCUGGAACUACAGAUUCUGGCUUAUCAAAUCAUUUCCAAGGUUUAUAGUGCUAAAAGAAGAACUGGAUUGGAGCAAGCUGUGGGUAGAAUCUCAUAUUAGCCAGUUCUGUGGGAUGAAUUAUCGAUUUAACCUGCUGUUACUUCUUCUCGAAAACCCAAAUCCAAUGCUCAACGAAAGUUAUAAUUUCAAAAAAGAAAAUAUCAGAAUUUUUAUAUCGGAGUUUUCGUUUGUAUGUGACCUUGUUUUGUUUUAUCCAGAAACGGAGAGUCUUUGGUCGUAUCUCAGAUUGCUUUUGUUGUAUUGUGAUGCUAAUGAAAUUGAUUAUGUUAAGAAUUGUAGCAAGCGCUUGGCAAAUGUUGAUAAGAUAAAAAACCGGUUUGCGGUCCGUUUUAAGGAAAAUAUUAUUGCUGAGAAUUUGUUCUAGCAGUGGUGUGGGAAUUAUUCAUUUUCUGCUAUUUUUGUGCAAUGUUUCAAUAGUAUUUGUGAUUGCUUAAAUUUAGUUAUUCAUUCAAUAUAUUUAAAUGAAAGUAUUUGAUUAUGAUAGCUAGACAACUUCAUAAAGUUAUCAGCAUCAAGACUGUCAAUGCUACGGAAAAUUCAGAAAUGUACAGCAUUAUCAACUUUUAAAAAUUGUCAAAGUUAUCAAAUCAAAUAUGCUAUAACGAUAAACUUAAAAAAUCAUAAUCAGGUAGUGUUAAAUCUCACAAACUGUUGAACUAGUUGGCUUACUCUAGUUUGCUGGCAAAUUAUUAUUUCUCAAUUACCGGAGUCAGCUGACAUGAUGUUACGUAGUUAACUUAUUCGUUAAUAAACUUUUAAAACUUAUUAUUCGUUAAUAAACUUAUUAACUUAUUCGUUUAUAAACUUUGAAUUUGCUAAUACAAAUGAUAUAAGUACAAUUUUG
Bolinopsis microptera is the source of this 1441-nucleotide messenger RNA. RefSeq names its product protein prenyltransferase alpha subunit repeat-containing protein 1-like. The transcript has a single exon. NCBI's taxonomy places the organism in Eukaryota, Metazoa, Ctenophora, Tentaculata, Lobata, Bolinopsidae. Gene Ontology annotation, cellular component: cytoplasm. Bases 14 to 961 code for a protein of 315 amino acids. The record is from RefSeq and is a predicted model, not a curated record. Gene Ontology annotation, biological process: protein prenylation. Gene Ontology annotation, molecular function: protein prenyltransferase activity.